AUGGGAAACACAUCCUCCUCCUCCCGCCGCUCCCCCAAAGCCUCCCGCUCCAACUCCCGCAUCUCCCUCCCCAUCCCCGGCAGCGUCCCCAACACCACCUCCGCCCCCGGCUCCGCCAUCCCUCUCAUUGUAGGAAGCCGGCGCGACUCCUCCAGCCCUACCGCACAUCAAGACACCCAGACCCAGAACAGGAAUAGAAAUGAGGAACAGGAGCGGGAAGUGAAGGGCGUGAGAGUCCCGGAGAGCACGCAGCAGGUUAUUAGGGAUGUCGUCCAUGAUACGAAUGCGGAGCGAGAGAGCGAGGGCGAGAGGGUUAAUGGGCAUGGAUAUGGUGGAGCUGUUACGUUUGGAGAUAGACCGAUUUCGGAGGCGUUGAUGAGGAUGAUGCCUGGUGCGAUGAAGAGCACGCCUCCGUCUGGUUCGCCUCCCAAGUCGCCUCAGCCCCAGCCAGAGCCAGAGCCAGAGCCAGAGAUUGCGAUCCCAUCUCCAUUGCCUUCAUUAUCCCCAUCCCCAUCACCUUACCAGCCUGAACCGACACCCCAGCCCUUGACCUCCGAGACCACCCCCGGCUCAGAAGUAGAAUCCCAACCCCAACCGCAACGCCGACCAUCACCCACCCGAGCAGUCACCGCGAACGAAUGGAACGAAGAAGAGCGAGAGAGCGAAGAAGGAGAAGAGGAGGAGAGUGAUACGGAGCAGAGGAGGACGAGCGCUACGAUUGGGGAUAUGCAGGAUAUGUUGAAGAGGGCGGAGAGGGAAGCAUUAGCGACGAGGGGCAAGGGUGGUUUGAGGUGGGAUGGUGAUGUCGACUCAGAGGACGCUAAGACUGUAGCUGAAGCACCCGGUGCGUUUCCCAUUGGCGAGGAGAGUAAGGCCUGGGCGGAGCAUGAAGUUGAGAAGGAUGUCUCUGAGCGAAAUGAGGUCGAGCAGGAUCAAGAGCAGGAGGAGGUUCCGAGAGCGGUGAAGCGCAAGCGAGGGGACGAUACGCCUGUCGAUGAUACUCGUAUGACGUUCAGGCCUAGGAGCGAGGUCGAAGCCGAAGAGUCCUCCAGUGGCGAGUCUGACUCCGAAUCCAGCUCGCCACACGACGAAGAAAGUUCAGUAAGUUCCGACUCUGUUGAGGAACAGGAUCUCGGAGAACGUCGCGUCGGGAGUGACGAGGACGUCCCCAUCCCUCACGGUCCCUUCGAGUCCGUCUACUACGAGCCCACCUCUGCCACCUCUUCCCCCACAUCCUCUUCUUCCGGCGAGCUCAAUUCCGUCUUCUCUCCCCCUCACUUCGACAAAGAGAGCGAGGUCGCGGUUCAUCACGGACCGACGAUCGCUACUUCCAGGUCUCGGUCGCCUUCGCCCUCGAGUUCUCCAAACCCAUAUGCGAUCGCUCUCCCGCAGACGCCACAGCAACGCACGCCACACACUCCAGUUUCCGCUAUUCACCUCCCCAGCGCGGGCCACUUCCUCCCGCUCGCCUACUCCAGUCGCCAUCCCUCGUACUCGCCCGACCACGGCCACGAGCAUGAGCAUGAGCACGAACACCUCCACCCCAACGACUCGAAACCAUCGCCCUCGCCCUCGCCCCAAGUCCACGCUGCCCCCUUCCCUCUCCCUCCACCCAUCGUCAGCACUGACAUCAUCUCGGUAGCAGCUCCGAUCCCUCCAGCACGUCCAGCACGUCCCGCUCAUGCUCGCGAGAACACGGUUUACUACCCUGCCGAACCCGAACUGCACGUCGACAGCGUGGUCGAGGAGAUGAUGACCGCUGCUCCAGUCCCCACUCUCGACCCUUCACUCACAAUCGACGAGGACUCCUCAUUGUCACCCUCACUCCCAAUCGAUCAGGAUCCUUACGGCGAUCUGGCGCACACGCCCAUUCGUCCCCAUGCCACGGAUAAGGACGGCCACCACGUCGACAUGUUUCAUUUCUUCACGGGAGCGACGGAGCAGUCACAAUUGCCUUCGCCUACAAGUAGCAAUGAGUUCCUCGACCAUCAGGACCAGCAGGACCGCGACCGCGAGGCGGAGUUCGACCGUUACUCUCUUCCGGACUUUUAUCGAGAGGUCGAGGAGGGCAGCGAGGCUAAGCUUAGUCCCAGUUACGGAGAAUUGGCGGAGAGACUUCAGCUCAGCAGGAGUCAAGUCUCGGUCGGUAGAUCUCCGUCACUUGCGCCGCCACAACUUCCCGAGCAGCAUCCUUCGCCGUCUGCCGUUCUCGAGCAAAGUUUCCGUUUGGAGUCCAAGGUCCAGGAGCCGGAGCCGGUCGUAGUCGUCGAGCCUCAGCAGCCACCGUCGCCUGCGUUGUCGGGGAGGUCGCCUGACCAGCUCCCAAUCGUUUCACCGCCAAUUAUCAGUCCAGUUCCGGAACCUAAGGAGAGAAGUAUGGACGUUCUCGAGGCGGGAGUGUAUCUUAUGUCGGACGAGAGGUGGGAUACGUCCGUCGACCUUCACGGUGGCGAUCAUAGAUCCGCCAUCGCCUUCGGCCACCAUGGCGGCGACAAUCAACAGUGGGAGUUCGUUCCACUCGGCGAAGGAUUUGCGAUUCGUAGCCUGAAGAACUCGACUUGGAUGUGCGUGGAAGGCGAGGUUGUCCAGAAUGCGGCGGUGGUGACGUCGAAGUUCCCUGUAGCCUGGGAUGUGGAGGUCGUUGAGAGCAGCGAGGAGGACGAGGAUGUCGUGGUCAAGAUUCAUUGGCCAAACUCCAACCUACUGUUCGGAUUAGCGGACACGAAGCCUGGAACACAGGUACGGCUCACGAACAUCAUGCAGCACGACGUGAGCAAAUGCUGGCGCUUGCGUCCUCGGGUCUCUUCUGGCCAGGUGGUCUCCUCGUUCGAGACGCAGCAGCAGAGACAGGACGAAGAUGCGAUGACUGUCACGACAACUACGACGACUACGACGGUGAAGACGGUUACGAAAGUCAUGAGAAAGGGAACGUACUAAUUAUGGAGGGUAUACGAUAUGGCGAAGUAUUCUCAUUUAUGUUCGGGCUAGGAUGGCGUCCGUAUACGCACGGAAGCGAAGAAGGCGCUGGUGUCGUCAUUGGUAUUCGGCUCUAUUGCAUAACUUAUGAUCUGUCAGUGUUGCUGUAUCGCAUAUAACGCUCGUUUUGUAUCUGUCUAUGAAAAUUCACCAUGUCUC
Messenger RNA from Stereum hirsutum FP-91666 SS1, 3135 nucleotides. RefSeq lists its product as uncharacterized. The coding region runs from base 1 to 2937 and encodes 978 amino acids. The transcript is spliced from 4 exons. Lineage: Eukaryota; Fungi; Basidiomycota; Agaricomycetes; Russulales; Stereaceae. The record is from RefSeq and is a predicted model, not a curated record.